Spirometra erinaceieuropaei is the source of this 24525-nucleotide messenger RNA. The record is from the annotation of a GenBank genome assembly. NCBI's taxonomy places the organism in Eukaryota, Metazoa, Platyhelminthes, Cestoda, Diphyllobothriidea, Diphyllobothriidae.
AUGGCAUCUUGCAUUGAUGUGGAGGUACGUUUUCAUCCCGGUGACGUUGGUUUGUAUUCCUAUGGUUCCUUUGUUUCGGACUACAUCUGGUCCGACAUCGCCCAUUUCCGAUGCAUUGCACCCUGUUCGCUCACUUGCAUGUCCUUUUUAUAAGCCUUGCGAAAAGUUUUGACUCGCGAGCUUUUACAAGUAGUCCUCAGCUGGCUGGCGUCAAUGACUACUUCAUAUCGGCACGAGCUCUAUUAGAACGAGCGUCGCGUGAUCAGCCUAUCGAUUCGGUGGUUUGAAUUUUCGGUGGUUCGGAUGAAACUGCGGACAGUAGCGCGACAAGCCUAAAACAUGGAAAAUGUCUCCACUGGCACGCUGACUGGCUAGUGUAUUUCGUAGGGCAGAUGAUUGUUGAAGGCUGUGUGCAGCAAAGAUUUCCUGCGGGACACCGCAAAGGGGUUGUUUGGAAGACAGUUGUUUAAAGGUGCGUAAAUGGUCAUACCUUUGAAUUGGUGAUUAUUUGUAACUCACAUGGCGUUUUCCGUGCUUCAACUUUUCAGCACCUCAUUAGAUGAAGCCCUCAGGGUUAGAUAAUAUUGGAUGUUUAUGACUAAUAAGCCAGACAUAGCCAUUUCAACCCGCCUUGUUUACGCCUCCUUGCAAUCUCCUUAACCUAUAACUUCGAUUGCGGUUUUGUAUAAAGGCACAGGAUGCUAUUUUUGGCUCUUCCCCGUUUGUAGACUCUGCAGCAAACCAAGACAAUUCUUUGCAUUUUGCCGCAUGACACUUGUCUGACAACUGAAGUAGUAUGCAAUAAACAGUGAAAAUAUUUUCGAUAUUCAAUGCUUAUAUUUAACAUAAUUUACUUAUAGAUUCACCCUGACAAGAAUUCAUAACGAUAAACAGAGACGAUGAUGUAAUUAGGAAGCAAAUCGAAAUGUUUUUUGAAAUUGAGCAAUUACUCAUCUGAGUGACUAAAACACUUCCAAGGCCACCUUGCCCAGAUAACUCGGAAAAUUUCCUCGUUAUUCCCCAGUGACGAACCUGUAUACAGGGGUAAUUUUCCAUUACUAUAUUUGUGGGCUAAAAUUGCCGGAUCAUUGUGUUAAAAACCAUAUGUAGAAGAAUUAAAAAGUAAAUGUUGUACUAGUGGAAUAGGUGCAGAACGAAAAUAACGGAUGCUCUUGUGGAAUGCAAUUAAAGCCAUUUCACGAUUUCCUACCAUCUUAGAAUGCCGCAUAAUGGAAUGCGUUUUGUGAAGUUUGGAAAAAUAAAAAGAAAGCGUAGUCGGUACCCACAUACUCCAGUUGGCGUUGUUCUGUGAAGCGGGUCUCGCUGGGUGCCUAGGCAGCCCCACUUACAAUCUGUCCAAACGGAUGUUCGGAGAGGACUCGAGGACCUCCAACAAUUCGGUCUCCAAAUUCCUAGCCGACAUUCGAGGAAAAACUGUGGGCCUUUGACGUGGUUUCACUAUUCACAUCCAUCCAACCGGACAUAUCACGCAAUGUUCUAAGCAAACGCCACGAUAAAAAAAAACUACGAAAAAGCGAACAGACAUCUAAAAAGUAACCAUUUACUGUUACUCUUUGCUUUCUGCCAUAAACGUUUUCUAACGUUAAUGGCAGAACAUACAAGCAGAUCAAAGGAGCAGAUAUAGGUUCGCUAUUAUCCGGCCUGGUUGCGGAAAUAGUUUUAGGGCAGUUGAAAAAGUUACCUUCGAACACUAUGAGCCUGUGUUUCGGCGUCGAUAUGAAGAGGACACGUUCGUUAGAAUUGAAAAAAAACAGACUAAAAGGCUUUCAAUAAAAGCUUAACGGCAUCUUCCAGAACAUUUAUUUCGCAAGGGUAGAAGAGCAUGCUGAACAGUUUCCCUUAAUUUAAGUCCUCGUCACACGCGCAUCCAAUAACGAACUCAGCACCCCAGUGUGUGGAAAGGAGACUAAGACGACACAGACCCUCAAUUUGCAUAGUCAUCACCCAAUGACGCAUAAACGCGGCAGCGUUAGGGCACUCUCAAGGGGUAAAAACGCAUUGUAGUGAACCGAAGAAACGAGCACGUGAAAAUCGACAUCUUCGAGAACGACUGUCAAAGAAAUUGAUACCCAGAGAGAUUAGUCAGUCGUUGAUUCCGAACGCGUCCACGGAGAACAUACAGACAAAAACCGUCAACACUCUGGCACUCUCUGACAUUUAUAAAGAAUGUAUCCGAAGGAACGGAACGUAUCGUGGGAGAGCUCCACGGUGGUUUCGUUCACUGUCGGACAGAGCCCAUGGGCAACAAAAUUAGGUAAAUAAAGGACCGAGUAGACGUCAGAGAACAAUCGGGUGUCGUUAACCAAAUCCCAUGCUGAGGCUACCCUCGCCAUUACACAGGACAGAUUGGCUGACGGCUUAGCUCGCGAAUAACGGAUCAUAAACGGGCAGUCCAGGGAGGCGACCCGCUGUCCUAGGUCGCUACUCACAGUCUGGAGGUAGGCCAUGAAUUUAACUUUGUGAGCACGCGGAUAAUGGCGCAGGCGAGCAGUCAGACAGAGCAGGGACUGCUGGAAGCCCGUGUGCUUGACACCAACCCCAUCAGCAUACACGCUAUCACGCGCUCCGUUUCCACAGCAUAGUAGCGAGACCCCAAUUGCUAGUCAUGCCUCCAUGAGACGGCGUGGACUCAGCCUCAUCGUGAACACCACUCCCCGCAAUCUUAUCCCAGCCCAUUUUUUUUGACUACAAAAAAUGCUCAUUUUGCCUCGCAUUGUCACCGUCUCUGACGAUGGCCUCCUGUACGAGACCGAAAGCUCAGACUAAUACACAUACUGUCCCAGUGAUUGCCCAUUUUUAUAUUGUAAAACAGCUAUGGAGAAGCCUCCAAAUGCUUAACGAAGGCUUCCUCAAUCCGAAACAUCCUCCAGUGCGGAAAGCAAAAGGAUAGCAAUGGAAAUGCCCAACGUGUUAGCCUGUUUUCAGGACAAAAGGAUACCGCCAGCACUUCAAGCCUGCUCAUGCCGCAAACCAAUAAGCUGCAUAAGAGUAAUACAUGCGCUAAUGGUAUUGAUAUUCAGUGCACUAGAUGUCACCGACGGACGUCAGUUAGAACUUGGUCGGUGUUUAAAGGCAGCAGCCUCAGCUUCCUGUCCUAAACUUGACAAUUUUCGAAGACAUUUCCGCAUUUAUUGUAUUUGAAAACAAUCACUGUAAAAUGUGACGUGCUGCUUCCCGUUUAUUUGUAGGCCGACUUUAUGGGCUCAAUGUAGUUAUAAGGUAAACACCAAUAUAGUACAAGACACAUAACGAACGAGGGUGGCAAAUUGUGCAUUGGCGGUUUUUGGUGCAUUCUUUACAUUCAGUCAGCCACGUGUGAGUGCUGGUCCUCAAAAGCUGUUAUUUAAACCCGACAUCCUUGGAUAUUCGUGAAUGUUUGAUUUAAAGUUGAAUGAUCCUCAUAUCGCAAGCACCUUUGAUCUUCGUGCGUUCUUAUGUGGUCAAUAUCUAAUUAAAUUUUACUUCGGAAUUAGUGUUUGUCGGUCUGUAAAUAGUGUUCGUCACUUGCCUGUACAGUGAUAUGACGGGCCUGCGAGUUACUCAGACCGAAUUCUCAAGUGAUCUUUGUUUUUUCAACCUUCUUUUUAUGCGAUUAGUCCAACGUGUUUAAAAGUUCUCUAGUGAAAAUUCCACUUAAACUUCGCAUUAGUCGUCAAUAUAGGCAUUCAAAUUGUGCUUGAAAUUACUCCUCACUUCAUAAUAGCGAAAUACGUUAUUGUUGAAAAUAAGUUAGCAUUAAAUAUAUCAGAUGUGUAGCAAUUACCUGAUGCAAAUAAAUCGAAAUAUGAAACUCAAAACGCUUCAUUAUCGGCAAGUGGCCCGAAAAAUGCCAAAUGCGUAUUACCGAGAGUCACCUGUCUUCCAGAAUUUGUAAUUUGCAUAUUAAUACUUUCCUUUUGUUAGACGCUAUUCGAGCAAACUCGAGAAAUCGACUUGAAUAUAUUCUAAAGUAGCUUGACUAGUGAUUAUAAAUGCCACUUUCACGCUCACUAUAUGCAUUAGCCACGAACAUGCUAAAAACAAGAACUGUUGUAAAUUAAAUUCACUCGAAUACGUCGAAUUUCGAUGUUUUUUUCAGGCGCGCGAUCUUUUCUACAUGAAGCCGCCCCCUUACAGCAAUUUUCAGUGCCUCCCUAUUUUAAUGUUCCUUGAAAUGACUUUCCUUAUUUAACCAAUUUUUUACCGUUUUUAUACGACGUAUUCUUUCCUCUGUGUGUUUUUAUCGUAGAAGCAUUAAUCUAGAAAAGGAAAGUUUUCGGAAAUGGCAAUUGAGAGCUCAACGGUUAAGCAUACUGUUCACGUAUAUCUGUACAAAAUAAAUUUCAUUGAAUCAUGCUUCGACUUAAUAAAGAUAUGUUUGAUCAUUCAUGACAUUUUGUGCAUUUCGCUAGAUGCCGGGCAGAUGGCCACGAUUAUGCAGCAUUUAGAACUAGUAUUUGGAGUAUUUGGCUGAGAGAGGUAAUGUCAUUGAGAUGAACGUCAGGUUUGAAAAACAAUGACUGAUUGUAUUUAGUAUGUUGGCAACUCCGGUUUUGAAAGUGUCUAUAUAACUCUUGUUUGCAGAAAGUGAGAAGUUUAAAGUUGUGAGGCCGAAAUUCUUUCCAAGUAACCUGAAGUAAACCAACUUGUGAUUAUUUAUGCAUAUAACAUCUGGUUAGCCGUUUCCGAUAAUUUCCAUCUUAUGACCCGCGACGGAGUGGGUGAGAACAAAGACGCUGGUUUUCGUCUGGGUUAUUUUGUAAUGGUAGACUUGUCCAGGAGCUAUCACAUUUUAAUCUCUUUUCCUGCCUAAACCCGCUACCAAAACGAUGCCAAAAAGACCGGAUAUGCACGCAGAACACAGUAGGCCUUUAUUAUGGGUUGCUCAGCAAGUCAUCAAUAGUUUUAUUAAGCUGAAACCUGCAACGCCGAAACAUGUUUCGCGUGAAAUCCUCUGGUGCUAUUAAUCCACCCUGCGAAUGUUUCCAAUGCAUGCAUAAUUGGUGGACACUCGGUUUAUUAAUGCAUGCAUUUGUCGAGAUGACCGUUCUGAGGCCGGUGAGUGAAAGGAGUUCCAGACUGACGUUGUUUUGGCUUUCAUACGCAUCCUCAGACAUCAGAUAUCCAGUUGCAUCAAGAAACGGCUGCUCAAAUGACAUGUGCUCGUUUAGACUUCUCCUACAUUUACGGCGCUGUGUGCACACAAACCGCUAAAACGCAUCAAAUGAGCACAUUAAUUAUCUCAAAGACAACACUGUAGAGGAAAUCGCUUGUUACGUUAUUAAGCAAACUUCAAUUAGUGUUUGGAAUACAAGCUCGUAGGUAAGUACCGGACAACUUACAUUUAAAGUCAGCUGUAUUUUUGCAGACGGAACUUGGAAGGAACAAUUGAAUAUUUUCAGGCCUCUUAUUGGGUGGUCUUCUAACGACCGGCAGCUCUGUACUUGGGGCUGCGUAUGCAGGAUAACUUUGAGAGAGACGAAUUGGACCCCCUCAUAUUUUCCAUUUACCGAUGUCAAGGAUGUGGUUACUGUACGGUCUUCCUCGUAGUGACCAGUGUACCCUUCCGCUGAUGGGGGCAAACAGGCAGUAUUUUUGUCUAAAAUAUGAGAACGAAAAUUUAAUACACGAUCGAAAUCCAGGGGAAAAUAAACGCUUUAGUUGCAGAAUAACCGAAGUAUGUUUUGUCCUUUGGAGGACAGGCAAGGCAUUGAGGUAGAAAGAACAGCAGAAUCAACAGCAUCGUGUUUGUCCUAGUUGUUUAUCGCGAUUUGCAAUUAUAAUAAUUGUAAUUCACAAAUCUCCAAUGGCGAACUCCAAGGCUGUUUGUUUGCAGAGACGGUUUGCCUUCAUGUCUGCAGUGAAUCAGAAAUGACCACUGGGCAGCCGUACAGACACAAUGCAAGCACCUUGUGCCACCCGAAAUGCCAUUUGCGGGUUUUGUACUGCAAUAUGAAAGGGGUUGAAUGAGCAAGCAAAAUGUUAAAUGGAUCUGCUGCAGAAUAAUCACUGUUAAACAAACAAAUAAAUCGCCUUCAAGCCGCAAAAAUACUGCAUGCAGACAGUAUCCAACUGCAAUUUCAUGUAUAUUUUAGAGCGUGUACAUAAGCAGGCAUUAAAAUGACUGGCUAAUAAGCCAGAAAUGGCCAUUCCAGUCUCCCUUGUCUUUGUCGGUAAUUUCAUUCUGCCUGUAUAUCAUGCGGCGCUGCGCGGCUGCCGGUUAGGUUCGAGAGAGAGCCCUUAAGGCACAACGGAACGAGUGAGUUCCGUAUGAACGAUCGGUAAACGCCCCCUAACAUUGUAUAUUCCCGAUCGAAAACUGACCGGGCAACGGGCUCGUGGCCCGGUGAGUAGAGGCGUUGACUUCUAAACCAACAGGUCGCUAGUUCGAGGCUCGGGUGUUCCACACUUCGGGCUUGAGUAUGGCUGGCUGACGACGGCUCAUAAGCCAGAAAUGGCCAUUCCAGACUCCCUUGCCUUUGUCGGUAAUAUCGUUCUGCCUAUAUAUCAUGCGCCGCUGUGCAGCUGCUGGUUGGGCUCGAGAGAGAGCCCUUAAGGCACAACGGAACGAGUGAGUUCCGUAUGAACGAUCGAUGAGCGCCCCUUAACAUUAAAAUAACUGUUCGCUAACCGAUAGUGAGGCCUAUGGGAGCAAAUAUAUGAAGUCCCGAAGUAGGCAAGAGGCAUAAGGCAAUAUCUUUAACGUAAGCAGCCAAUUCAUUGAUCAAGAUACUUUGAGGACUGCCGGUUGAUGCAUUUGGUGGAUUCGUUAGCUGUGCAAAAUUAGGGAUUUUGAGUUAUUUACUAGCAACUUUGAUCUUACUUUCAAUUUUUCCUAAUUAAAUGGCCGAGUGAAUUUCAACUUGCAGAAAUAUUUAAUUAUUCGUUCAUCAGUGAAAGACUCUUGCCGAUUUAUAUCAAUAUGGUUUUUUUAAAACGCACGAUGCAGGGCGAUGUCAUAGGAAUUAUGGAUUUUAUCAUGCCCAUCUUAUAAUGAGGCAACCUCAAACUAAUUGACAAUCAAACCUUUGGCAGUUUGCUUCUAGUAUGAAAUGUCGUUCGGUUCGCUUAUAAGUUAAAAAAAUCUACAUGUGGUCAUGCCGUUAGUUUAGCCCAGAUAAUCGCCUAAUUUGCUUUUACAAAAUAGGACAAAGGGAUUGCAGAAAAGAGUAGUUCGCUUGCGAAUCGCUUGCAUUAGAAACUGCAGUUACUUCAAACACAAAUUAUGCAGGCAAGAAUAUAGGUUGAUUGUGACGGUUACUAUUUUUACAGCAAAGCGUUUCUCGCUUCUGUGUCAUUAUCUAAAACAGCUUCAGCAAUUGCAAUUUACAUGACGAGUUUAGAUGUCCUUCGUGGAAAGAGCCGUUGUUUGCACCUGAUUUUGCAUUCCUGAGGGAAUUAUUUACGGGUUUCCGUUACAGAUGGCCCACUCACUCAAGGGAUUCGCUAACGAUUUUAAUGUUAGUUGCCAACCAGGGGCAAUUUCUCCCACCUAACCAAUGUUAGCAGACGUUUACGGAAUUACGGUCCAGUCGUGUAUUUAUUUGGCGGACACAGUCUGCACCCUCAUUCACUAUCCAUGCAUGAUCAGAUGUGCUGGCCGCUUCCUGCAGCAGACUUGGACUUUAUCUACUUUAUUUCACAUGGAUGAGGAUUUCGAAUACGCGACAUCGAAUAAUGCAAACCCUGAAUGUUCGUUCAAUUCGCUUUACUAAUAUUGGGAAAUGUAAGUUGGACCAAUUUACGUGUAUAGUGUACAUUUAAAUGCCCAUCUCGCCAGCUGACAAUGGGACGCCAUAUCUUGCAUUAUGUAUUACAGUGUAAUAGCAAAGUAGAGACAUAUUUAGGUACUUUCUGGCUAGCAGAGCCCUAAUCUGCUGUGUUAGUUUCUUAAAUCUUCGGUAGCCAAACGUACAAAUAAGAAGUUCAAGCGAUGUCAUCACCGUCACUGAAGUCCAUUACUUUGUCCGAUGCCGGCCCCUUCCUGAGCGCGAACAUGCUGCUUUAAAAUGCACCCUUAUCUGUCGCGGUCGUUAACGUCUUGCAAGCUCAUGUGGAGUGAGUGCGAAAUAUUCUGAAGAUACCAGCAGCUUGGCCAACGAUGUGGAAACGCGAAGUUAAUGAGGGGCAAUGAUAGAGAGAGAGUGGGAAUUGUUCGGCGGUCGUUGAUCACGAUGUACUGUUGUAGUAAGCAGCGUGUGCCAUGAGUAUGCAUUAAAUAAUUACUUCGGGUCUCUCAACUGGCAAGUUUCGAAAUUUAUUCUUCAAAAUAUAUCCUCUUACUACGUGCCCAGAAGGCAGUUGUGUCCCACAUUAAGUGUUGAAAUAAGUAAUUUGCACAGAGCUGCAGCUCGCAGGUCGUUACAUUCUGCUAUUAAUGUGAACAUGUAUACUUAUCCAAAGAUAGCAAGCUCGAGAAGGAAAUCUGGAAGCUGAAUGUAUGGGAAUUUUAAAGCCCACUGGAACAUGAGUUUAAAUCAAAGUCAACUGACAUCGUCAGAUAAUGUAUACGUGACCGUUUCCAGUUACCAGGCUCUGCAAGAGUGCACCCAAUGACCUCUAACAGGCGCCUAGACCCAAAAAAAACCUUGCCUAGUCGGCGUUUAAUGUUCAAAGGUCAAUACAGUUCUGUACGAUCAUCAUCACAAUCAUUAGACUAUUCGAAUAGGAUACUGAAAAUAUAGGUGUACGUGUGCACCAACGUUUUCGCAGCCGUUUCCAAAGAACAGCACGAAUAUAGUCCCUUAUUAACGCCAUGUCCGCAAUUCAUGUGAGAGUCAAAAACAAUCAAGGCUGGAUCAGGCGUUGUGUCUUACAAAUGCAAACGGAUCGUCAACGUGAGCCAUAUACGUCUCGUACUCUCACAAUGGAUUGAGUUUUCUGAUUUACAACGGUACCAAACUAUUGAACGGACGUCUUUGGUAUGGUACACAAAAAAACAAUUCUACAUAUAUGCAUAAUAACAGAUGAACACUAAAUGAUCACGUUACGAAACGUGCUUGUUCCUUUAAGCCUCGGGGCUCAUACUAGAACCCUCUUAGUUAUUCACACAGUGACUUGUACUAGAUGUAAAUGGCAAGGUAUCCACGAAGACAGGGAGGGACCUAGAUGGCCAUUUCUGGCUCAUUAUCCGUCAUCAGUCAGUCAUACCCAACCCUAAGUGCAGAUCACUUGAGUUUCAAACCCGAGAUAUUUGGUCGUAGAAUUUGAAACCGUGCCUGUGAGCUAUGGGUCCGUGUUCCGUCGGUUCUGAUCGGGGACAUCAAUCAUGACAGAUGGGCGCUAACCGAUCAGAUUACGGAUUUAAUUUCACGACAAUAAAUUCUCAGUUGCGCUGCAUCUUCCACUUCGUCACCUUCUUCAUGCACAUUGAAUCCCUGCAAGAUAAUGUCAACUUCACCGGAGGUGUAAUCAAAGAGCUGGCGGACCAAGAUUAACAGGCUAACUACGCAUGUGACACACAGUUAGGUCCUCACUGCAUGCACCCUAGGCGCGACAUGCGUCUAGAAUGACAAUAGGGUCAUUAAUGACGCAUAUCAGAGAGAGAGGGAAAAAUGCACUUAUUUUAAUACAGGUUCUACAAUUAAUCCGCAGGGGUUUUUCUGGCCUUUGGAAAGUGCUUUAUCACUUACCGCCAAAUGAUGGAAGGGAAAGGGAGGGUUGUGUACUUGUCCGCCGCAUAAUUUGGACUAGAUGUCUCUUAUAAUUGUGCUGCGAUGAAGGAUAGAAACAGUGCCAUCAAGAGUUGGGUUGCUGUUUUGAUGAUGAGUUCAAAUUGUGUUCUGACAGAGCCUACUGCGCUAAUGAUUAGCCUUGUUAAGACCGUUGACUCCGUCUGUCUAUUAUAUCCUAUCACUGGGUCAGUUCAGGCCAUAGCGUAGUCGGCAAAGUAAAAUUCUGCAUUCUCACGGAUGACAGUUAUGAUGUAAAUUAAAUCCAAAAAGUUGCGGGAACCCUGUUUGUCUGGGACAUUUUCUAAUACCUAUCAUAUAAUGAUGACACAACCGUCUAACCAAUUGCUCCGGAAUUUCUCAAUUAUCUGGGUACUCGGCUACUGGAUGAGAAUUUAACUCUGUGUGGUCAUUGGAGAUGAAUAUUAUAACCAAACGUCAACAUCUCGAUAAUAUGUGUACUCAAGAGUACAAUCGCCUUGCCAUAUGUUACGCACAUUUAACUGGCAGAAAAUGUAUUUUAUUAAACAUUCGCUUCUGCAUGAUGCAACAAGUGGUUGUUUUGCUAAAAAGAGAUUCAAUUCAAUCCUCAGUUUAUGUCAUAGCUUGAGAUAUCAGGAAGAUACUUUCGGCUUCUACUGAAAGAGCCAUGUAAGUAAUUCGUUUUAUAGGGCAUUGCACCUCAUCAAACACUGAAUUGGAAGGAACUGGACGCAUCCUUUUAAAAAUAUCUCAUCAUUGGUAAAGAAUCGGGCAUUGUAAACGGGAUUUUAAAAUAUCCUUUUGGCAGCAGGCUUGCUGAAGCAGAUUAUGGUGGAUUUCGUGGAAUUAGUAUCUACUUUAGAACGAUAUAUGCGCAAGCUUCUUGUUUUGUGACGCAUAUUUAGACAGAAUGCAUUUGGGGAAGCGUGAGCGUUGGUCUAAUGCGGGUUUGGUUUGAGUAAUACAAAUUCUGAUGAAAUCCUUUUAAGCAACGUCUUUCGAAGAAUACCUGCGCGUCUACAAAAGCAGCAUUAGAUAUACAUUUUAGCGCAUACCUACAAUGUGCGACUCCUUUGACUCAUGAAAUGUGUCGACAUUUACGAAUGAUUGCCAAUUCCUUUACCAACGGACACCAUUUCGUGAGUCAAAUGUCUAUAUUUAUUAAGUACAAGUUUAAAAGAAUUAAACACAUAAAGAAAAUAUUAUAGAUAUUGUUGCGUUGUUAUGAAAUGUCGAUUUAUGUUGAAAAGCCUAUAUCCCGAAAACGUCAGAAAUGGCUUUUACCAAGUAAAGUUCGUUUUCAGAUGUAUAGAAUGUAUUUUCAUAGCAAACUCGAAGGAAAUAUGAAAUUAUACAUAAAAUCACGUCUAAUAACAGCGCUUGGGUGAGGUUUACAUCCAAAUAUAGUUUAAUAAGUAGGGUGACAUCAAAUAUGACGGUUUGUCAACUGCCUAAUUCCUGCGUGCAGCUUCCAAAACAGUUUUCCAGUGUUUCAUAAUUUCAUUAACGAUUUGGGGUUAAAUGAGAUGGGGUUCAACAUGAGAAGCUGGAUUUUGCUUGAUUUCGGCGACAGGGACGCCGAAGGAUCAAAAGUUUGUAAAGAGUGACAUGCCAAGAGGCCGUUGGGUUCAAAAUAAAUUUAAAUAGAAGCAACAGGUGUGAUCGUCACCAUACCAUUUUGUUGAUAGAUGCGAACAGGCGAGUUUCAGGUAGCAGUCCAGAAGACGAAGAUGCGAUCACUGGAACAAGAAAUUUAUUGGCCUGACAUUUCUUCCAUACCAUUUUGUGUUUAUAAAAAGAAUUUUUCUCUCGUUAAAUACAUUUAUACUCAUAUUGCGUUUUCGAUUAUGAUAAAUUUUAGAUCGGCCUUGAAAUAUUGCUAAGUAUUUCAUAAUUUUAAGUCAUCUAACCCGAUCGCCAAAAAAGUCAGAUCCUGGAUUACCUGUCCGUUAAGAACUGAAAAAUAUAAUUGUUAUUAAAGGCAUAUACCGAAAAAGUGAGUGUUAGGCGCUUACUUUCGCAAAGAUGGCUGUCUAGGUCAAAUUUGAAGACUAAUUCAAGCAUCAAAAUUCAUUUUCGAGAAACAUUACUGUCCAUAACGAAGGCCACCAACGAAUAUAACUCGCAUCAAUAAGAAAGCCUCUCUUAAUAAGUUACCUAUUUUGGAAGUGCUUUAUGACUGCACUCCGUCGACGGAUCUCCGUGUACUUUACAUUUUUGCGCGGCGAGGCUAAGUAGAAAUUUGACACUUUUGACGGUUUCCUUCACGAACCUGGGAAAUACUACUAUUUUUCUGAGGUAAACACAACAACAUGCCUUUUUCUAUACUUUGAGGCCAUUUCCAUUGUUUUUGCUCGCUUUUGGACUCCUUUUUUUGAUAAGGAAUGCACGGCAGAGCGCCCAUGCAAAUACCGAUAUUUUUUGAUAAAACUAAAAAUUUUUGCGCGUUCUAUUUCUGUAAUACGUAUGCACAUCAACUAAAAUACUAGAAAAGUAGUGUGUCAUAUGUUCAAAACUGCAAAUGACCAUUCGGUGUUGGUCAUUUAUUUAAAAUCAGGUAGAAUUUUCCAAACGAAAAAUAAAUUUCAGCCCACGUAAAGGAAAGAACUUCCGUUUACGUUUUUAUUGUACGUUAGGGCACUAAUUCGCACAGAUCUGCUAAUUUGACCCAAAGGAAUUGAUAAGAUAUCUGGUUUUCUUAAAAUAACUAUUUGUAAGGAGACUGAUAACCAUUGUCAAAAUCGGACAAGAAAUAAAAUUUCUUAUCCGGCUAAAUCUGUAUAUAAAAACUCUCCCGGGAAAAUUAUUAUCCUUUCAUUGAAAAAGUCACUCGGAUGCGUAACUGGAGUCUACGACAUGUAUUGGCAUAGGGAAUUGUACGAAUAUAUUCCAACGUCCAUUUUCGCUAAAAUUCACUGAUACUUCACUUGAUAUUAUUACGCAAACACAAUUUUUGAACAAGAAAAGGACAUUUCGUUGACGGAUGUGGAUUGCGAACACAAUGCGCCCCGUCAAAUGCGUCCAAAAAUUCUCUAAUCAGUUUUUGUUAUCAGAUUUUAUGAGAUAGGUCAGGUACUGUAUGUUCAUUAUCGCUGCAUUCAUACAGCCAUCGAAAUACAUUGAAUGAGCUAUACUAUGGAAGCAAUAGAUUGUUAAUCUGCUGAGACCUGUUCACGCACUGUGUGUUUGCGGUCCGAAGUGAAUCUGAUAUGAGUAGCCCAAUUUGCAAAUUACUGCGCAGUUAAAAUCAAUUAACAUUUCAGAGGUGUAAAUAUGAUUCGUUCACACGUUCACAAGCUUUCCACAUACCGCAUAAUUCAACAAUAUGCACUGCUCAUUCAGCCAUUAUACCUGUUCGACAGUUACAAUUUUCGAGGUAAGAUUAUUGAUCUUAAUAUUGUCCACCUCAUAAUAUUGCGAAGAUUCGAGAAAUGUCGUAGAGCAUAUACUCAUCAGUAAAACAUGCGGUCUUAGUAAAUCAGACAGGUUAGUUCAAAAGGCACAUACAAAUGCACUGAUCUUGGCGAGGGCCCUAAGUGAAAAGUUGUCGUUUUCAUUUGCUGAGCAUUUGGGUCACUCAAACAAGGACCAAUCUUCACGCAGCACCACAUUCACUCGAAUGAUAUUAUCCUGACCGGAAAAGAAAACGAUAUCUCAAUCGAACACUAGCCGUGCUUCCUGACACUGGCUUGGAUUAAACAAAGACAUUCAAAAUCCCAUUCCAAAUUCCAUUUCCUGCCAAUUGGAAUGUUCUAGAUUUAAAUAAUUUAAUGCAGCUACAUGCGCCAGUUAUUCUGUUUGAAAUCCCAUAUUUCUCGACAAAUGGCAGUGGGCCAGACGUUCCAAUAAAGUUUUGCCCCAAAACUCUGACAUUUUACUUCAGAAAGUCAUUUUCCCAAGAUUUUGACUAACUUCUAUAUGUUUCACUGUGUUCAUUGCAGAAGAGCGCUAACGGGAACAUAUCUCAGCGUACAGACCGGAAAAAGUAAAUGCACUUUCACAGUUGGUUUUGUGCUCAAAAUUACGAAACAGCCAAUGAACCAUUUGUGGGCAAAAUCCGUCCUCCAGAAAGAGGCAAAAUGAAAAGAGUAAAAUUCGAACCCUCUUGGCAAAUUAGCGUCCUAAGUCAAAAUGUUAACUCUCCAUUGUUUUCGACUGAAGUCCCUAGUCUAUUUGGAGGUCAAAGAAAGUCAAUGACAGUGAUUUAACUUCAAAAGCAAUAUUUUGCAUUUCCCGGUUUAAAUCCCUUCUUAGGGUAUAAAAUUAUAACAGGACGCUAUUGUCUACCGAAUGUAUAGUCGAAUUUAUAUUGUUGCAUGUUUUCCGCAAAGUAUAAUUGGACAUUUCGUGUCGUAGAAAAUCAAUAAGAAAAACUCGUGCUAUUUUAGUAGUCAUUUUAUUAGCGUGUUGUUUUUGAUCAGCCGUAAGGAAGUUCAUACGAAAACCGACAUCCAGAUUUAACUGGAAUAUUGUAGAAUUAUGUCGCAUGAUGUCUAGCUUUACAGCCCUUCUAACGUAAUCUUUUUCAAACGUAAAUGAACGUCGCAAUUUCGGUUGCCAUGUCAUGAGUUAGAGCACCUACUUAUAUAUAUAUAUAUAUAUAUGCGUGUGUGUGUUAGGGUGCGCACACCGAUCGUUCAUAUGGAACUCACUCGUUCCGUCGUGUCUUAGGGGUUCUCUCUCUCUCGCGCCCAACCAGCAGCCGCACAGCGGCGCAUCAUAUAUAGGCAGAAUGGUAUUGCCGACAAAGAAAAGGGAGACUGGAAUGGCCAUUUCUGGCUUAUUAGCCGUCGGCAGCCGGCCAUACCCAAGCCCGAAGUGUGGAACACUCGAGUCUCGAACUCGACUCGAUCGAAAACCGACAGGGCAACGGGCUCGUGGCCCGGUGAGUAGAGGCGUUGGAUUCUAAACCAACAGAUCGCGAGUUCGAGACUCGGGUGUUCCACACUUCGGGCUUGGGUAUGGCUGGCUGACGGCGGCUAAUAAGCCAGGAAUGGCCAUUCCAGUCUCCCUUGUCUUUGUCGGUAAUACCACUCUGCCUUUAUAUGAUGCGCCGCUGUGCGGCUGCUGGUUGGGCUCGAGAGAGAGCCCCUAAGGCAAAACGUAACGAGUGAGUUCUGUAUGAACGAUCGGUGAGCGCCCCCUAACAUUGUAUAUUUCCGAUCGAAAACCGACAGGGCAACGGGCUCGUGGCCCGAUAAGUAGAGGCGUUGACUUCUAAACCAACAGAUUGCGAGUUCGAGACUCGGGUGUUCCACACUUCGGGCUUGGGUAUGGCUGGCUGUCGGCGGCUAAUAAGCCAGAAAUGGCCACUCCAGUCUCCCUUGUCUUUUUCGGUAAUACUAUUCUGCCCAUACAUAAAAUUAGAAAGGUGAAGUUCUUUGGGAAACAGCAAAAUUUUAUUGUGAAUUUUCGAGACUGGUUCCCCAGCUCGUCUUCAGACAACGGGUGUGAAAAAACAAUUGACGUUUAGACUGAGUCUAGCAAAAGAAGUCCAUGAUUGGUUAAGGUUGUCACCUCGGGAUUGGCUGACUCAAUAUAAAUCUGUACUUAACGAUUUUGUAUGUGGCGUCUAAAUCGAUAUGCCGGUUGAUGCAUGCCUCAUCUGAGUGCAUUGUCUCCGGGAAUUCGCGGCCUUUUCUUGUUUGGCAGGCGCCAACAAUGCGCGUGUUCUCCCAUGCGAAUUUAUGCCCAGUGUCUAGUGUGUGCAUGGCCACCUGGGAUAGAUGGCCGCGUCUCUUCACCGCUAAACGAUGCUCAUGUAAACGGGUUGAGACAGAUUUCCCAGGUUGGCCACAAUAAACGGCAUUACAACUAGAACACGGGAUUUUGUAAACGACACCUUUUCUUUCGAGGUAGCCAGCCCUGUCCUUAGGGUGUACAAGCCGUCUGCGUAAGGUAGUUGCCGGCCGGUGUGCUACGUGUAUCUGGUACGGUUUCAAAUGUCUUUCGAUAAGCUCAGAUACAUUUUUGACGGAUGAGAGAGUUCGCCAUGUGGUUUGUUUUGGUGCCUGAGUGGCCGUAGCAUUGGAAAUACCUUUUCCCUUGAGUUGCUGGUGCCUCAUGCAUUGACGUAUAAAGUCAUGCGGGUACCCAUUUUGGGAGAACAGUUUGUACAUGUAUUUCAUUUCUGCUCGAUAACUUGUUUCCUCAAAAACCGAUGGACCACUACAGACAUCAGUUUAUCGCAAAGAAGCGUAUUCAGAGGUCAUCUUUCACUUUGAGAGUAACAACACUGUCUCCCACAAACGGAGCACAGUCUACAGCCUUCUGAAUCGAGCCAAAACCCACUCCAUGGCCAACGAUCCCGGGUUCGAAUGUCAAGUGAUCCACACUUGGGCUUGGGUAUGACUGGCGGAUGACGGCUAAUAAGCCAGAAAUGGCCAUUCCGGUCUCCCUUGUCUUUGUCGGUACCACCUGAUAUAUAUGUAUUGCUGAAUGAAGCGAAAAUGCGCGUUCCGGGUAUAAAUGAGAAGACAAGGCGACCACAGGAACCAUGGAUGUAUUUGCCUGACGUUACGAAAGCAAACAAGCUUCCAUCAUCGGAGGUGGGUUGCGUACUGCACGUCACAGUAUUUGAAGGUUUUCCUUCGUGCUGGCGUGUCACGGACUUCCAGCGUGCUGCAUCGCAACACCUGACGAUUGCUGUCACGGUGGCAUCGGUCUAUUAUUUCCUAUCACUGGGUCAUUUCAUGCCAUGGUGUAGUCUGCAAAGUAAAAUUCUGCUGAAAAGAGACUCAAUUCAAUCCUAAGUUUAUGUCAUAGCACGAAAUAUCAGGGAAAUAUUUUCGGCUCCCGCUUAAAGGGCCAUGUGUUUUAUUUGUAUUAUCGGACAUUGCAUGGUAUCAAACGCUGAACUAGAAGGCUUUAGGUCCACCCUUUUAAAAAGAGCUUGUUAUUGGAAAAGAAUCGGGCUUUUCAAAUGUAGUUUAUUUAAAUAGCGUAUUGGGAGCAGGCUUGUUGAUGCAGAUGUUAGUGAAUUUUAAGGGAUAAGUAUCUAUUUUAGAACAAUAAAGACGCAAAUUUCCUCUUCAUGUGGUUUAAUUUACACAGAAUACAGUUAGAAAAGUGUGAACGGUGGUUUAAUUCGGUUUUAGUUUGAGUAAUUCAAGUAAUGGUGAUUUCGUUUAAAGAAACGUCUUUCGAAAAAAACCUAGGCGUCCACCAUAGCAGCAGUAGAUCCACAUUUUUGCGCAUACCAGCAUUCAUUUUUGUUGAACUCACAUAACCAUCGAAUUACAUAGAAUGAUAUAUACCAUGGAAACGGUUGCCUGUUAAUCUGUUGAUCACAUUAUACUGCAUAAACAAACAAUGAACACUGCUCAUUUAGCCAUCUUACCGGAUCGACAGUUACACUUUUCAAAGUCAAACUUUCGAGAAUAAUAUUAUCCACCUCACAAACUUGAGAAGAUUCAAACAAUGUCGUAAAGCAUUUACUCAACAGUGAAACACGCGGACUUCGUUAAUCAGGGAAGUUAGUUCAAAAGAAACAUGCCUAUGGAGGGCCCUAUGGAGUGAAAUUUUGGCGUUUUCAUUAACUGAGCAUUUUGUUUACUCUCACAAGGACCAAUAUCCACGCAGCACUACCUUUUCGAGAAAGCUUUUAUCCUGAUCGGAAAAUAAAUCGAUGUUUCACACAAACACCAGCCGAGCUUCCUGUCACUGGCUUUUAUUUAACAAAGACAUUCGUAAUCCCAUUCUAAAUUCAAUUUCCUCCCAAUUGGAAUAGUCCAGAUGUAAAUAUGUUCAUAAAGUUACACGCCUAAGUUUGUCUGUCUGCAAUCUCAUACACCCCGUCGAAUGGCAGUGAGAGGCACUUUUCGAUAAAACUUUGCCUCAAAACAUUGAGACUUUACCUCAAAAAAUAAUUUGCCAUGAUUUUGGCUUACUUCUAUAGUUUUCAGCGUGUUCGUUGUAAUAGAGCACUAACGGGGACACAUUUCAGCGCACAGACCGGAAAAUAGAAAUGCAUUUUUCUAGUGGGGUUUGUGCCCAAAAAUACAAACUGCAAACUAUAAAAAUGAUAACUGCAAAGUAAAAUUCUGCUGAAGACAGACUCAAUUUAGUUCUAAGUUUAUAUCAUCGCUUGAAAUAUCAGGGAAAUAUUUUCGGCUUCAACUGAAAGAGCAAUGUAUUUUAUCUGUAUUGUCGGAUAUUGCACUGCAUCAGAUACUGAUUUAAAAGGCACUAGGUCCAUCUUUAUAAAAAGAGCUCGUUUUUGCAAAAGAAUCGGCAUUCCAAUUGUAGUUUUCAAAGAGCCUAUUGGCAGCAGGUUUGCCGAUGCAGUUUAUAGUGGAUUUUAUGGGAUACGUAUAUAUUUUAGAACGGUAUCGGAGCAAUGUCCUUCUUCAUGUGAUGCAUUAUUACAAAACAUACAGUAAGAAAUGCGUGGACGUUGGUCUAAUUCGACUUUGGUUUGAGUAGUACAAAUACUGGUCGCUUUGUUUAAGGCAACUUCUUUCAAUGAAAGCACAAGCGCCACCAUAACAGCAUUAAAUCGACAUUUUUGCGCAUACUAGCAUUCAUUUUCGCUGAAUUCAUACUGGCAUCGAAAAACAUCGAAAGAUCUCUACCAUAGAAAAAGCCGUCUGUUAAGCUGUUAAGUCCUUUGCGCGCUCAGCGAGUUGGCGUUUCGAAACGUGUAACAUAUGACGGGUUAAAUUUGCAAAUGACCGCGCAGUUCAAAGCAAUUACAAUGCGUUCAUGAAUUGUUGCACAUACUGAAUAAGAGGAUACUGUAAACUGCUCACUCAGCCAUCCUCCUAGUUUGCCAAUUGCCGUCCUCAAAGUCAGAUCAUUGAUAUCUAACUUAUCCGCUCCAUUAAACUGAGAGGUAAGAGAGGCUGUCAUACAGCAUUUACUCAUAAAUGAAACUCGCAGUCUCAGUUAAUCGGCGAAGUCAGUUCAAAAGGCGCAUGCCAAUGCAUUGAUCUUGGUCAGGUCCCUCAGUGAAAAAUUGACGUUUUUAUAUACUGAGCAUUUUGUUUACUCACACAAGAAUCAAUAUUCACGCGGCACCGCCUUCAUGAGAAUGUCAUUAUCCUGACCGGAAAGGAGAACGAUAUUCCACUCGAACACUAGCCGUGUUUCGUGGCACAGGCUUUGAUGUGACAAAGACAUCUGAAUGAGCGUCAGUCAAGUUGCACUUGCAGUUCGCACCGACCUUAUACCUAACACUGAGAUCGGACAUUGUUUUCCCAUUCUAAAACGCAUGGAAUGCUUGCAUUUGAUGGCCCUUUUGAAGUUUGAUAGGCACGGAUUAGAAAGCGAUUAUUAUGAGGAGAAAUAACUGACAUCAGUAGGAAUACAGGCGUGCACGGAAACGCAGUUACGUUAGUGCUGUGUCCACGCAGAUUGGUUAAGCACGCCAUUUGAGACCCUGUUUUGCAUAUUACAUAUUUCUGCCUACUAAGGUUUACUUGAAUACCAUUACUCUACCACGACGACAACGAUUAUAUCCAAUUAGUCACUGUAUGCCAACAUGAAAAUCAUUCGUAGACUACGACUGUUAUGAUGAAAUCUCCUCAACCUCUUUGAAUUCGCUUAGGCUUACCAUAAGUUGCCAUCUAUACAGACAUCUUUGACGAACGAGGAGUUAUGCGGUUGAUUCGUCCAAAACAGUUGCAUAGAAGUUGAAAUUAUGCGUAGUUCUGUAAAUACUCAAAAGCUCAUUAAUUUGAGCACGUCAGUUUCGGCGCACACUGAAUAUGUUGGGAGUAGACGUUUUUCUUGACAAUAGUUUAUCACGUCAGGCAUUUCCUUGGCUUUGCUUAUUCUAACUUCGGCGAAAAUUCCCAUGGUACAAUUGGAAAGUCACUUUGGCAAACACAUGUUUCGGUAACUCGUCAUCUUUUCAAAACAGUUACACAGAAGUUGAACUUAUGCGAAGUUUUGUCAAACCUCAAUAGCUCGUUCAUUUAAGCACGCCAUUUAGGGCGCACACUGAAUAUGUUGGGGAAAGACGUUUUUCUUAACACUAGUUUAUCACAUCAAGCAUUUUUUGGCUUUCCUAAUUCUGCCAAUCCAUCAGUAGCUCAUUUAUUUUAAGCAUGCAUUUUACAACGUUUAAAGGUCUGCAUAAAGCAUUCCUGGAAUAAAGAACAUUAAUCGCAUUAUUAUCAUAGGGCGAAAGUCCUACUUUACAUUUCCCACUUGGCAUCGCCUAAUGGUAGUUUGCCACAAUAAUUAGCUAUUAUGUCAUUUUGCGUAGGUCUAACCGUUUCCAUAAUUAUACUUACCCUACUUGGCUGGCUACAUCAUCUAAGUCUUGUUUUUCGUAUUCUUUCAUUGUGCUGAGCAGUUUAGUCGUGGAACGCGCUGUCCUCUUUUGGAGUCCACGGUUGUCUGCGAACUCUGAAUUUGAUUUUCUACUCUACUGCUCUGUACCCUGGUUUGGGCGUCAUUACUGUAUAGUCGUUAUAUUUAUUUUCAUUUGGUUUUAUGGUGCUCAGUAUCAAUUAAAAUCGCUUUUCCGCUGUCUGACAAGGUCCGUCGUGGUCUACCAUUGGUUUACAUAAAUUAACGCAACACCACACAAGGAAAAUACGCUUUAUUUCUGGUUUGCCCCACCUUUAUAACCCCUCAUACACCAGCUCCGUAAGACAGGAGGGUCUAAUAGGGCGUCCUUACCGCCGCCCCGAACGACCUUAUGCAGUGCUCGAAUUAGAAAUUUUUAUUGCAGAUGCCGCAAGAGGUUGAAAAAAGUCUUAACUUCCUUCUUAAAGUCUGUGGAAGCGCAUCUCGUGUACAUCCAUUUCGUAUGAUUUCAUUCCCUCUGUAAAGAGACUGGAAGUCGAAAGCCGGGUCAGAUUUUUGCAGACAAGCAUUUUGCCAUGUGUGGUUCUCACAAAAGUUUAGCAUCAAAAACAUUUGAAAAAUGGAACUCUGGAGUGGAUACUCGGAGAAUGAAUAACGUCGGUCUUAUUGUGUGCGGUAGUGUCAUUUGUUGACAUACUAAUAGCAUGUAUAUUCCAAUGGAGUGCUGAAGGUCCAGGUUUUCGUCUACAAGUGAGCUUCCGUCAGACAACUAAUAAGAUGCUUGAGUAAUCGUCAUCAAUAAUCAGUACGCCUUUAAACGCCCAUUAUAAUGACUCUGGACAAAGUCUGCAAGACCUUACAACAUUACGCUUCUGCAGUCUUUUGAUUUACACUCGCUCCUAAAAACGGAUACGCGUCCCCAAGGAAAUUUAAGUCGAAAUUGAUAUGUCAGAAAAGCCCUUAACGAGAUACGCCAGAGUGCGUAUUGGACGCAUAUGCACAUUAUGGCUGACCGUUAUUAACUUUGAACAUGGAAAUAGAUUAAGUUCAGAAAUGUAUCUUGGCGACUUUAAGACCUAUAUAACAUUCAACGUGUUUGCGAAGAAGGCGUCGAUCAACAGAAUUGUAAAGGCCAUGGAGAGUAUUUGAAAAGACGUAUUGAAUAACAUAUUUUAAUAAUGUAGUCCUAAUCGACAAAAAUGAAACUAAGCAGUAAUAUUUCAAAUUGAAUUCCAAAACGCAGCAGUUGAGGUUAGAUACUAUCGAUAGCUGAUAAACGAAGACCAACAGCUAUGUGCUGCAGACAGUCGGGAAGUGACGUUGAAGUGAAUGUCUGACUAGAUUUCCAGCGUUUUGGAUGGUCUGCCAUUUCCAAUCAGAACGUGCCUCACUUUUAUUGCCAUUAUGGUAUAUGAAACUCGAAUUUAGGUCUUGAAAGCGUAGGUACGUAGAAUGAAGCUGAUUGUGAAGAAGACCCGUUUGAGAGACGUAUUUACUUGUGCCCACGGCCGUCAGGUUUUGCACAGUACAUUCCAAUGCAUCCAGAAUUCUUGGUGACCUUCUAUGCCGCAUUAACUGCCGAUAGUUGUAUAGUGCAAAAACUUUAGACAGUAAUUUCCUCGGCAAAGAAACCAGCGCAGCACCAUUUUGAAAUUACUAAUUGCACAUCAAGUUUUUACACAGCUACCAUACUGCAUAUCAUAUUAAUUACUGUUGUAUCUUCACCUCGGAAAGUAUCCAACUGUUUUUCUAAAUGUUGCUCUGCUGAUGUCGUUUUGGCCCCUUAUUUGCUCACGUCGGCGGGCUUCACGUGCAUCUAUGAAUUAAGGCCACCUACUUGGCAUGAAUAUUCAGGUUUUCGCCACGCAUUUUUCACUUAGAAUAAAUUUUAUUUUUCACUUGUGCAACGCCACUCUCCAUAUGUAUUUUCGGCUUAAACUAAGAUCAGUGUCGUUCAUUUCUUGCCCUAAAUUUUGGUCGAUGCGCUAGGACAGGAUUCUGAUUGUGCUAACAUAUGUGUAUAGACACCGAACCAGUGGGACUUCCCAGAGAGCGAUCAGUCCGCAAUUAGUCCGCAUAGGUUUUUUUUGACCGCAAUUAGUCCGCGUAUGUUUUUUUUGACCUUUUAAAUGUCCUUUAUUACUUUCCGCUAAAGGAUGAAAGAGAAAGGGUGAGUCGUGAAACUGAACUAGCGCUAUCAAGAGAUGGGUUGCUGUGUAGAUGAUGAGUUCUGCUUGUAUGCUGAUAGUGCGUACAGCGCUAGUGUUCAGCCUUGGCAUGACUGGUGACUCCGCCUAUCUAUUAUUCUCUAACCCUGGGCCAGUUUAUGUCAUAAAAGACUCUCUGAGGUUAAAUUCACUGUUGGCACUAAUGGGAUUAUGUUGUAACUUAAACCGCUUAAGUUGCGGGACCCCUGUGUGGCUGGGACGUUUUCUAAUAACGUUCACAUGAUUAGGAUACACUCAUCUAAAAAUGUUUUCCGUAAUUAGUCGGCGAACAUAGUACUCUGUUAUUAGUUAAGAAUUUAAUUCCGUGUCGACAUUGAGGCCGAUCAUUAUAACCGGACGCUAACUUAUCGAUAAUAUGUGCACACAAGCGGACGGUCGCCUUGUUAUAUGUUUCUACACUUAAAUCACAGGAAAUGUGCUCCAUUAAGCAUUUACUCCCACAUAAUGCAACGUGCAGUUUAUUUUUUAAAAGUGGCUAUCCGUUUUCUUCAGUUGUUUGCAUAGCUUCAGAUAUUGGGAAAUAUAACACUGUCAUGCCGGUCGAAAUAUCUGCCCUGGCAUCCGUCGAUUUAAGGAUUGCUUGUGUCUUGCAUACAGUGAUUCGAGAAGGUAGCCAGAAACAAACAAAAAUUAUUUUUUGUAGGCAUGUUUGUUUGUAGCGCUGCCCUGCCCCCUUAGAUAGGUUUACUAGUGAUUAUUUUAUUAAGGCCCUCCCCAACGCCCUUAACGGUGGUGAAAUCCCGAAUAUCAGCGAACAUAAAAUUAUGUUUCCUCUACAUCCUUCUUUGUUUUUCGACCUUAGGGAAGUCAUUGACGUUGAAGCUGUUACCCAUGGCAACACAGUGAAUCUGCAUUAUUAUCUGGUAGUACUGAAGCAAAUUUGUGUGACAGUGAGGAAACCCAAUCGGAAUUAUGGCGAUCAGAGUACAGCCUGCUUCAUCAUGACAACGCGUCUGCCCAUACAGUGUACGAAGCAAUCAAUUUUUUAGCGAAACAGGCGUGUACCACUUAAGGAAGUGUAUUUUCAAGGGACAUGAGGCCUUAACAUGCUGUCUUAAAAAAACCAUUAAACGAAUAAUUCUUGAUAUUUUGUGCAUGUCCUCGUAUGUCUGGUGAGGCAUAAGAGGUUUUGAACCGGUGCGUAAACAAUAUGUGCAGCCAGAACAGCAGUGCACCUGUCAGUUUCUCUGCUCCCUCAGCCUCAUUCCUCACGCAAUUCGCAAUUUAUGUUGUUACCGUCGAAUAGACCGUCAACAUCCACUCUUUUCUCAAUUGAAAACAUUCGUUGUCCAAUUAAAAUUGCUUAUUGAUGGUCAAAUUUCUUCACACUCAGAGCAACGUCGACUGGCCAGUGAAAAACGACCUACUUUACUAACAAACGAAUCCACGCGCAGCAUGCACGCUUGAUUGCAUCAGAUAUAAGUGAGCAGUGCGCGUCUAGUCUUCCAUUCAAGAGGGUUACAGCCGAUACCCUCGUCAGCCAAAUCUCCCAGAUAAGACCGUCUAAUGUUUCGCGUUUUGACUAUCAGUGUAUUUUUGCGGUCUAUAACCGAAGCCUGUUUCUCCUUUCGAGGUAUUUAUCCUUUUUGACAUAAGAUGCACAUACUAGCGCUAGCUACAUUACUUCACUUUGUUUUUAUAAACUCCUUUAUGCAUAUCAGACAAACAUUUUAAACAGAGCGUUAACGUAUGACAACUGGUAACAAGCAAAACACAAUUUUCCUCGGAAUUCGAGUUAAACAUAAUCGGUACCACCAAGGUACGACACGGAGGAAGUAAUGCUCAGGAGCAUUGACUACAGUUGACGAGAUUACUUCAUGAUAAUCUGAUUAAUUUUAUCAGUAACAAAUACGCAAACCUAAAGUAAACUCAUUGACACCAAACUUCUCAGUCUUAGUUUGAAUAACAUGGACAUAAUGACUCACGUUCUUUUGGUUUACUAGAAUUACAUUGCACGCAAUACAUAAGCGUGUACAUUGAUAAUUGGAGUCGCAAUGCGCAAGACUGGAUUCAUAUACUACAGACAUUCCAGAACAGAUACUCAGGGCAGAAUAUGAUUAUUCCUACGAUUUUAAUUGUAUUUACUUAGGACAACUGUAUACUGAAAUAUCUUACCUGUUUUAUUUACGUGCAUGAUAAUGAGUUUGUGACGUAAAGUGGAUAUAUAAACCAACAAGUACGGGUGAAAUCAGGUUUGAUAACGACCACAGAUAAACAACUUGUGUCGCGUGUUCUUUGGACUUUUUACUGCUUUUUAAUGCAUAUAGCACUAUCUGCUAUUUUCUUUGGAUUGAAAUCUCUGCAGAAAAUGUGAGGCCGCCAGAAAAAUGUCCGAGGGUCAACUCUCUGGCUUCAUUGCCGCAGUUUAUAGAGCAACAUCUGCUUAA